AUGCCUGAUGAUAAAAAUUUGGACAAUCAGGAUAGUUCUACGUUCUCCAAAGGUGAAAUGCACCAUGUAAGCAUCAAACCACCAGCUUUUUGCAAAGAACGACCGGAACUGUAUUUUAUUCAAAUGGAAUCUCAGUUUGCUAUUGCUAAAGUGACGCGCGAUGAAACAAAGUACCAUCAUGUUAUCGGUUCUUUAGAUGCGCAAGUACUGAUGCAAGUAGCUGAUAUUGUUUGCAAGCCACCAGAUGUCGACAAAUAUGAAACUGUAAAGAAUGCACUCAUCACAGAAUACACAGAUUCCGAUCAGAAGAAGCUGAGAAAACUAGUGAAAGAAGUUGAAUUGGGUGAUUUAAGGCCAACACAAUUGUUGAAACGAAUGAAAGAGCUUUCAAAUAAUAAAUUACCCGAUGAUGUUUUGAAAUCAUUCUGGCUUGAGCGUUUACCCGAGCAAGUCCGUGCUGUUAUCUCAAUAGGAAGUGGUGAUUCAAUGGACAUGGCCAAGCAAGCAGAUCAAAUGAUGGAUAUGCUAAGCUUCUCUAAUGUGUCUGCAAUCAAAAACGAAUCGCCCCUUGAAAAAAAGAUUGAUGAGCUACAAAAACAAGUUGAAGAGCUUCGUAUGUCAAGAAAUCAAGCUCGCGUAAAUAAAAAUGACUCCAGGGAAAGAAAACGUGUUGGAAGCAAAUCAAGACCAAGGUUUCCGUUCUGCAAAUAUCAUUGGCGUUUUGGCUCGAAUGCGAAAAAAUGCGUUGAUCCUUGUCAGUUUAAGAAGCUUGACAUGAAUUCGGAAAACUAG
Messenger RNA from Episyrphus balteatus (marmalade hoverfly), 792 nucleotides. RefSeq lists its product as uncharacterized. The transcript has a single exon. The record is from RefSeq and is a predicted model, not a curated record. Bases 1 to 792 code for a protein of 263 amino acids. NCBI's taxonomy places the organism in Eukaryota, Metazoa, Arthropoda, Insecta, Diptera, Syrphidae.